This is a messenger RNA of Centropristis striata (black sea bass), 1575 nucleotides long. RefSeq names its product chemokine (C-C motif) receptor 6b (gene ccr6b). Gene Ontology annotation, biological process: chemotaxis; immune response; G protein-coupled receptor signaling pathway. The record is from RefSeq and is a predicted model, not a curated record. The transcript has a single exon. Bases 1 to 1095 code for a protein of 364 amino acids. Gene Ontology annotation, cellular component: membrane. Gene Ontology annotation, molecular function: chemokine receptor activity. Lineage: Eukaryota; Metazoa; Chordata; Actinopteri; Perciformes; Serranidae.
AUGGAGUUGGGGACUUACGGCUAUGAUUAUAAUAUCAGCGAUUACCCAGACGAUGUCGAACCAGAGCUCUGCAACCUCGACCUGAAACCCGUGGAGGUCAUGAGCCAAAUGUACUUCCACUCCAUCAUCUGCAUCUUUGGCCUGAUUGGCAACACCCUGGUCAUCGUCACCUACCUGUUCUACAAGAGAACCAAGACCAUGACGGACGUCUAUCUCUACAACGUGGCGGUAGCAGACCUGAUCUUUGUGUUGGCGCUGCCAUUCAUCAUCUACAACGAGCAGCACAGUUGGUUAAUGGGCACUGUGGUGUGCAAGAUGCUGAGGUCAGCCUACAGUAUCAACCUCUACAGUGGCAUGAUGCUGCUCGCGUGCAUCAGUGGUGACCGUUACAUUGCUAUAGUUCAGGCUAGAAGGUCCUUCGGCACUCGCUCACACACUCUGAUCUAUAGCCGCUUUAUCUGCUUUGCUGUUUGGGUGUUUGCCAUGGCUUUGACUCUGCCCACACUCUACUACACCCAGCUCAAUGAAGAGAAAAAUCUGGCAGCUGGGACCGUCACUAUGGUGUGCCAACUGUCUUUCAGCAAGAAUGAAACAGCAAAGACGAUGAAGGUGGUGGUUCCCAGCCUUCAAAUGGCCAUCGGCUUCCUGCUGCCCCUGGUGGUGAUGGUGUUCUGCUACUCCAGCAUCGUGUGCACCUUGCUCAGAGCGCAGAGCAGCCAGAGGCAAAAGGCCAUCCGUGUGAUUUUGGCAGUUGUUGCGGUUUUCAUCCUGUGCCAUCUUCCCUACAACGUGGCUCUGCUGAACCACACUCUGUCUCUUUUUAAGCAGAGGAGUUGUACAGCGGAAAAGAUUAAACUCCAAGUUCUGGCCAUUUCCAGGAGCGUAGCCUACCUCCACUGCUGCCUCAACCCCAUCCUCUACGCCUUCGUCGGGGUGAAGUUCAGGAGCCAUUUCCGGCAAAUAAUGUUGGACUUAUGGUGCUUCAGCAAAAAGUACAUCUACACCGCUCGCUCUUCACGUGCGACGUCCGAUAUCUGCAUCUCAGGUCGCAUGUCUUCAGAUGGCUUCAACAACAUGACGUCUUUCAGCGCAUGACACUGCAGUAGUACAAAAUAUUAAGAUCAAGUAGCCGCCGUUACUUUGCUGCAGCUGUAUAUAAGUAGAUAUGAAAGCAAUUGUGCAAAAUUUGCUUAAAUAAAACAUGUAGUCUAUUUCAAAUUUACUGUAUUAUCUGCAAGUUCCAUAUAAGAUACUAUCAUAUUGUAGAGGUUUUUUACAUAUCUUUUACAUUUGUAUGAUUUAGUUGUUGAACAUCAAUACAUAUGACUGAAAGUAAAGUAACAUUGAUGUUUGAAAAAAAAAAAAAAAACUUAAAUAAGUGCUCCAGCUGUUACAUACUGCAUUUCCUUUAAGUAGAUGGGGCGCCUCAUAGAAAAGAAAACUUUUUUUUUUCCAGAAAUGUCCACUGAUGUAUGAUUGUGACACAUGUGGUAACUUUAUUCUUUUACUUAUGUAACCAUAACAAAAAUAUUGUUUUCUUUUAUUCCUGUGUGUGAUGUUGAGUGAGUCUGUUGA